Physella acuta is the source of this 1629-nucleotide messenger RNA. RefSeq names its product focal adhesion kinase 1. Gene Ontology annotation, cellular component: cytoskeleton. Gene Ontology annotation, molecular function: ATP binding; protein kinase activity. Gene Ontology annotation, biological process: protein phosphorylation. The record is from RefSeq and is a predicted model, not a curated record. Lineage: Eukaryota; Metazoa; Mollusca; Gastropoda; Physidae.
AGGCUAAAAAAUUAAAAAGAAGAAAACACCGUAGCCUGUUUUGACUUCCGCCAGGUAGCGCCAGCUAGGGAAGUAGCCCAGAAACUUUAAAAGGUGUUUCAUUUAUUAUAAAUACGAGCUUCAGCAUGCCAGGAUGGGCAGGUGGUCCAGCACACUCCAGCAGGACAGUGUAACCAAACUUAGAGUGACUCGCUGACACUCCACCUAGUGCCAAGUGUAGAUGAGGCAGUCUCAAAGAUGCAGCAGCCUAUUGACAGAUCUAUUUUAAAGGUGCACCUUCCCAAUGGGGGCUUUAACAUGGUCAAGUAUGGGGACGCCACUGAUGUUAAGGACAUCAUUCGGCUGGUUGUGGGCCGUCUGGCCGCCGGGGAUCGCUUCUUCGCACGAUGUUUUGCCUUGAAGCUGGUGGUCAUAUCCCAGCGCCAGGGGUUCUGGCUCCACAACGACCUGAGCAUGUACCAGGUCAGGCAGAAGUAUGAAGCUAAGAGCAUGCCAGAUGAUCUCAGAUAUGAAUUGAGGGUGCGAUACCUGCCUAAAAGUUUUCAAGAGCUUCAUCAACGAGAUAAAGUUACAUUUUAUUACCUUUAUGAUCAGGUGAGGUCAGAUUACCUGAAGGAGAUAGCAGAUCUGGUGGAGCCAGAGAUUGCCAUCAGACUGGGAUGUAUUGAAAUGAGACGUUUUUUUAAAGACAUGCCUCAAGUUGCCUUAGACAAGAAGUCGAAUUUUGACUACCUUGAAAAAGAAGUUGGUUUAAAACGCUUCUUGCCCAAAUCUGUGAUAGACAGCACGAAGUCCAAAGCCCUUCGAAAAGUUAUUCAGCAGCAGUUCCGCCUCUAUGCUCAACUGACUGAGUCGGAGUGUGUUUUUAAAUUUUUCGACACAUUAUUCACUGUGUACAGUUUUAACCAUGAAAAGUUCCGAUGUGCCUUGGGGUCGAGCUGGAGUAUUUCUGUAGAAAUUGUGAUAGGUCCUGAUGUAGGGAUUAGUUAUUUAACAGAAAAAGCCUCUACGCCGACCCACAUGGCAGAGUUCAGCCAAGUUCAGUCCAUUCAGACCAUGACUGGGGAUGACGGCAAAGGUGUGGUCCAGUUAAAAAUUGUUGGAGCCUCCGAGCCUUUGACCAUCACAUGCAAGACGUUAGAUGAGGCGGAGGAUAUGGCUGACCUGAUAGAUGGAUAUUGUAGGCUGGUGCAUGACAUGCAGAGGACGCUCUGGACUAAACGAGAUGACAGCAUUCCCAGGACGCCGAAGAUCAGCUACCCUAGAGGAGGUGGAGGUGGCAGAAAUGAGGAUGUUUUUUCAGGAAAUGAAAGGAUAUCGGACUAUGCUGAGAUUGUUGAAGAAGAGGAUGAUUAUAGUACACCAGAUGGAAAACCUAAAAAGAAAAGUGUUCGCAGAAAGACAAGAGAUUACGAGAUCCCCAGAGACCACAUCAGACUGGUGGAGAUACUGGGUGAGGGACAGUUUGGGGAUGUUUACAAGGGGAUGUACUUUGACAAGGAAGGGAUGCAGGUACCUGUGGCUAUUAAAACCUGCAAGGAAGAUGGAGAGGAAACCAUGACAGAAAAGUUUUUAGAGGAAGCCUGUAAGUACGGGGGAUUGUUUGGCUUGCAGUCACUAGCAGUUUAA